CCUCUGAGAUGUUUUAGACUCCGGGUGACACUCUCUGCAGCACAUGAGGUUAACAAUGACACCACCCUCAGCGACUGGGUAGCCAGCGACCAGACAAUGUCCCGGAGCGAGAGGCAAAGGUCAACUCUCUCUCUCGUACAGGCGAUGAGCAGCAUGUAGCUCUUUAACUAGCUUGUCCCCAGUGUCAGUCUUCCCGGGCAUGGACAGACCCAGAGGAGUUGAAGUUUCCAACCCAGACAGAUAGAUUUUCUACGUUUGUUUAGUUCUUUUUGUGUGAGAGGAGGAGUUUUGGCCGUGAAAACAAGUCCUCACAUGCUGAUUUGACUCGACAAAAACAAACCACCCUCUGCAUCACAGUGUGGUCCACCAGCCGGCUGAUAUAAUGGCUGCAGGGGACGCAGCACAGAGUGGGGACAGAUCGGACGCAGAGAAAGAGAUGGACCUGAACGUGCAGGAGCCUGAGGCGGCUGAUGGACACCCAGACGGAGAUGUGGAGAAAGUCGUCUCUCCCUCCGAGGCGCCCACAGAGGAAACCCAGGACCCCAGACAGUGGAAGUGGGCCGUGAUGUUUCUGUGCUUCUACGGUUUUAUGUCAUCGAUUCGGCCGGGGGAGGCUUUCAUCACCCCCUACCUGCUCAGCUCCGAGAAGAACUUCACCAUGAAACAGGUGACCAAUGAGAUCACCCCCGUGCUGACCUACUCCUACAUGGCGGUGCUGGUGCCGGCCUUCCUCCUGACGGAUCUCCUGCGCUACAAGCCGGUCCUGGUCAUCCAGGGCAUCAGUCAGGUGGUCAUCUGGCUCAUUCUGCUCCUCGGCUCCAGCCUCCUUGAGAUGCAGCUCAUGGAGUUCUUCUACGGCAUCACGAUGGCGUGCCGCGUGGCCUACUCCUCCUACAUCUUCUCCCUGGUCAGCCCGGUCCUCUACCAGCGAGUGGCCGGAUACUCGCGCUCGGCGAUCCUCUUAGGGGUGUUCACCAGCUCCGUGCUCGGCCAGCUCUGCUUGUCUCUGGGCAACAUCAGCUUCUACACCCUCAACGCCAUAUCCCUGGGUUUCGUCAGCUUCGGCCUCCUCCUGUCAAUGUGCCUGCCGUGGCCGAAACGCUCCCUGUUCUUCAACCAACAGCGGAACAAGGAGCAAAAGGAACUGGCUGCGUCGGCUGUCACCAAAUCGGAACUGGACCAAAUGAAGCCUAAAGAGAGCGAGUCCUCCUCUGCAGCGCCCGCCUGCUCCGCGUCGCGCUGGAAGGAUUUGGUCCUGGUGCAGAUGCUGUUGGAGGUGAGAAACGUGGUCAGGAAGCCGAACCUGAGGCUGUGGUCCCUGUGGUGGGUGUUCAACUCCACAGGGUACUACCUGGUGUUGUUCUACGUCCACAUCCUGUGGAACAAGGUCUACCCCGCCACUGAGAACAACAAAGUUUACAACGGGGGAGUGGAGGCAGCUUCUACAUUACUGAGUGCAGUGACGUCCUUCGCGGCGGGAUACGUGAAGAUCCGAUGGAACGUGUGGUCGGAGCUGGUCAUCGCCGUCAUCACAGCCGUGCAGGCGGGUCUGCUGCUGCUCAUGGGCACCACAGACAACAUCUGGGUGUGCUACGCUUCUUACGUCCUCUUCAGGGGCUUCUAUCAGUUCCUGGUGCCUAUUGCCACAUACCAGAUAGCCUCAUCUCUCACCAAGGAGCUGUGUGCACUGGUGUUUGGCAUCAACACCUUCCUGGGGACUUUACUGAAGAGCAUCAUCAUCCUCAUAUUCGCUGACAAGAGGGGCCUGGCACUGGAAGUGCAUGAACAGUUCCUGGUGUUCUUUAUUUACUUCGUCAUUAUCACCAUCGUCUACUUUGUCUGCGCUGCUGUGGUCAUCAUCCGUCACUAUAGAAACCAGCCCAGGGAAGGAGGCGUGGCCAACGGUCCGGCCACACCCACAGAGCUCAGUCCCAUGGGAGUGAGUUCAGAGGCAGAACCUUUUUCUAACGGCAAAAGUGCCCAAGCCUAACGUCGAGAAGAACGUAGCUCAGCUGCUUUCAGAGGUGCACCCACAGUUUUUCCCGUGAAUUUUUCAAGAGGUGCUGCUCUCGACAUUUUCCGAAACUUUUCCUGCCUCGAGUAAAAGUCUGGAGUGAGCCCAAUGUGAGAGUGGAGCAGGAAAAUCUGCAGAAAUUUCAUAGCGAGCGAGUGGAAGUGUUGAUGUCAUUUCUAACAAAUCGUCGGUACAAAUACCUCAGGAUGAAAAAGAAGAUGUCAACUUGGGAAUACAACGAGAUUCCAGAGCUUUUGGUGGUUAGAGCCGACGUGUUGUCAAUAUAAACACGUGAUCGCCACAGGAGAGUUCAAACAUCAUGUCCUGUCUCGUACGUGCUCUACCCUGC
Limanda limanda (common dab) is the source of this 2363-nucleotide messenger RNA. It is a transcript of the gene slc19a1, whose product is annotated as solute carrier family 19 member 1. The coding region runs from base 383 to 1990 and encodes 535 amino acids. The transcript has 6 exons. NCBI's taxonomy places the organism in Eukaryota, Metazoa, Chordata, Actinopteri, Pleuronectiformes, Pleuronectidae. The record is from RefSeq and is a predicted model, not a curated record. Gene Ontology annotation, biological process: folate transmembrane transport. Gene Ontology annotation, molecular function: folate:monoatomic anion antiporter activity; folic acid binding. Gene Ontology annotation, cellular component: apical plasma membrane; plasma membrane; basolateral plasma membrane.